Molecule: messenger RNA, 778 nt
Organism: Mytilinidion resinicola
Lineage: Eukaryota; Fungi; Ascomycota; Dothideomycetes; Mytilinidiales; Mytilinidiaceae
Exons: 2
Coding region: 1-612 (203 amino acids)
Source: RefSeq, a predicted model, not a curated record
AUGAUUACCCCGCCAGGUGUGGGACAGGAUCGCGUAACUGGGAACGUCACGGUCAACAAACCUUUCCUAUUUCACACCGUUUCAACUCGACAUGGCUAUGCUAUAGCUUCUUUUUGCCUUGCCUCGACACCAUACUGCUGGUUCGGCGCGCCGGAACCAGGCGUCCAGGGCGACCUGUUCAUUCUCCUGUCGCAGGAUCGCUGGGUGCGCGUCCGCGGGCCAGUCGACGAUCUCAAGGCACUCACGUCUGGGACGUGGUUAAGCGAGCCCACAACGCUCGAGACGUUCUUUGGCGCAGUAGCCAAGCUGCUCGUUUAUGCGAACGUGGCCGUCGCGGGGCAUGCGACGGACGCUGGCGUCUAUACUAUCGUGUCUAUGUUGCUCGUCAACGGCGGGCUGUUGGCGUUGGACAAUCUCCGGGUCCGGAGCUUGACCAUGUACGGGAGGACGAUGGAGGCUGUAGGCGAGCCAAAGAGGUAUUUCAGGAGGAGAGAUCUGGCAGAGCAGUUGAUUAAGGAGUCGGGGAGGAAUGAUUGGGCGGUAGCGAUGGGCUUGAUUGUCAAGGAUAAAGCGUCGACGGAGAAGGAUGAGGGGGUUAGGGUGACUAUGUGAUGAUGUUUUGCUCAAGUUAAGUUAUUAUUUCAGGCGUUAAACCGGGUAACGCGCGAGAAGGGAAUCCGCAAUAAGUAAUCAAAGCUGAUUAUAGUUCGUUAAUGACGACCGGACUACUAUCAGUUAGGGCGCCAUUGAUCAGACAUACCCCCUCUGUUACUCGGAC